UUAUAUCACAGUAAACUAAAAAGCGUUAUAAUAUUAUUCUGUGGUAUUAUUAUCAAUUAUUAUUAUUCAUUACCGGCCUUGCUGUAUUCAGCGAGCACCUAUGUCGGAAAGCCACGUAAAAAUUGUUGCGUAUGUUAUUUUUGUACAAUUUUGAACAGUUUGUUGUAUAAAAUAUCUGUAUAAUCGUUCAGUUAACGAUGGAGAAGUAUCUUUUUUUUUUACUGUCGAUACAAUUGUGUUUUUCGCUGGAUUUUAUACCGCCCACUUUGCCUGUUCCGGGAGGCUCGGGGUAUAAUGCUCCUUGUAAAAGUUGUCGGGCUAUGGUCGAGUCAUUUACAAAGGGCAUGAAAAAAACAGAAAAAUUAAAAUAUGGCGGAGGUAAUACAGCUUGGGAAGAAGCAAACCUACGGACCUAUAAACGCAGUGAAGUACGUUUUGUCGAAAUCCACGACUCCGUCUGUCAUGAAGUCUCAACAUCACAAGAUCACUGCUUUCAUUUGGCAGAAGAACAUGAACACUUAUUAAAAGAAUGGUUUACAGAUAUCCACGAUCCAAACGAUUUAGACAAAAGUGAUUUAUAUAGCUGGUUGUGCAUUGAAAAUAUGAAGGUUUGCUGUUCAGCCGGACACUAUGGUCCUGACUGUAAGCCAUGCAAAGGUUUAGAAAAUAAAGAUGAACAGUCUGUCACUAUUUGUAACGAUCAUGGAUCAUGCAAGGGCGACGGUACCCGUAAAGGUGACGGCACUUGUAAAUGUUGGAGAGGCUAUCUUGGCGAGUUUUGUGAAAAUUGUGAUAACGGUUACUACAAGGAGAAGAUGGAAAAUGGCAGUACUUCCUGUUUACCUUGUGAUAAGUCAUGUGGACAGAAUGGUUGUACGGGUUCAGGAUCAAAAAGCUGUAAAGAUUGUAAAGUAGGAUGGAUUUAUCUUGGCGAAGACAACGGAUGUACUGAUGUGAAUGAGUGUUUAGAAGAACCUGAAAUCAGCGACGGUGUAAUAAAAGGCAUUUGUGAGGUUAAUGAAUUUUGUGUUAAUACUCCAGGGUCCUAUUCUUGCCUAAAAUGUGACCCAGCGUGUAGAGCAUGUUCUGGAGAUGGAGCCGACAUGUGUCUUGGUUGUGCAAAGGGAUAUACAUUUGACAGUACUCAGAAAAAAUGCAUAGUGAACAGAGGAAGCUGGAGCUCUAGCGAUGCAAUGAACCGUUAUUUCGUAUACUUGGGACUCGGAGUGACUACUAUUAUAAUAUUCAAAAUGAAUCCUGCAAUUGCAAGUAUAGUUGGAGCUGUUAUCGGUGUUUAUAUUUCCAGUGCUGAGUAUUACAUGUAUGGUAGGGAAUUGAUGCACCUUUAGGUAUUUUUAAGAGUUCAUUUAAAAUUUUUCUUUUAUCUAUUUCCCACCGUAUAGUCAUUAUGUUAAUAAAACAUACCAUGUAGUGUUUGUAAAUUUAAGUUUCAAGGCUGAUUAUUGUGUGUAGGCUUUCAUUAAUUAAGUGUUUUUUUUUGUUCGUUUUGUUUUUUGUAUUAUACAAAAAAA
This is a messenger RNA of Adelges cooleyi (spruce gall adelgid), 1532 nucleotides long. RefSeq names its product cysteine-rich with EGF-like domain protein 2 (gene Creld). Lineage: Eukaryota; Metazoa; Arthropoda; Insecta; Hemiptera; Adelgidae. The record is from RefSeq and is a predicted model, not a curated record. Gene Ontology annotation, molecular function: calcium ion binding. Bases 198 to 1349 code for a protein of 383 amino acids. The transcript is spliced from 7 exons.